Messenger RNA from Rhodamnia argentea, 2442 nucleotides. Its product is annotated as protein PNS1. Gene Ontology annotation, molecular function: transmembrane transporter activity. Bases 188 to 1864 code for a protein of 558 amino acids. Gene Ontology annotation, cellular component: membrane. Lineage: Eukaryota; Viridiplantae; Streptophyta; Magnoliopsida; Myrtales; Myrtaceae. Gene Ontology annotation, biological process: transmembrane transport. The record is from RefSeq and is a predicted model, not a curated record. The transcript has 5 exons.
AAGAUUCAAAAGCAUCCUUGUCUUAAAAAACAACAGUUUCAACCAAUGGUCACUCCCAUAAAAGAAACAACUUAACACCCAAGCACCCAAAAAAAAAAGAGAAAUUUCCAACAUUCCACACACCACUGCGACCAGCAUCGCCGCCGUCCUUCGCCGUCGCCGGUGAAUCAAGAUCGCCGGCGCCAUCAUGGGGGCUACUGCAGAACCUGCGGUGGAGAGAGAGAGUGAAGGUGGAGGAAGAGGAGCAGAGAAGGAGGAGAGAGAGGAAUUGAAGGAUGUGGAGAGAGGUGAGGUGGGAUUUCAAGGAGGAGUGGCUGGUUCUCAUGCGAACCAGACGGAUUUUCAUGCUUCAAUGAUGCAGAACUUGAACCCAACAAACCCUUUGAGGAUACUCAUCAAUGGAGGGACGAGAGUGACAACUCCUGCUCCGGCUCAUGCUUCCAUACCUCGCUCCGCACCUCCCCCUUCUCAUGCCUCCGUACCUCGCUCCACGCCUCCCCCUUCUCUUGCCUCCGUACCUCGCUCCACACCUACUCCUCAGUCUAUAGCAUCACUGAACUCAAGAAAUUACACAAACAAAAUAUCUCUCUUCCUGUUCCUCCUGCACUUGGUGAUAGCAUUCGGUUUAGUUGGUUUCCUUGUGUUCAAGGGGGUUCAAGGUCUUAUAGAGGCAUCGGAGGACAUUAAAAGAAAGGAAAAGGCUCUUCUAAAGCACUUCGUUCCACAAGUAGAAGCUGCGUCCUUCCUAAGUAUCACUCUUGCCUUUGCUUGGCAAAAGGCUGUGAGGGAAUGGCCUCAGUUCAUGAUCCAUUUCAUAUUGUGGAGCACUUUUGGCAUGUCAUUGUCAGCCGGAGCUCUGCUACUUUGCUUCCAGACACCUCCUACUGAUGGCGUAGGAGUCUGUUUCAUUGCAUUUGCCGUUGGCAAUGGCUUAUAUGCUUGCUGGGUUUCGCAAAGGACUCGGUUCUGUUGCAGCAUAUUCUUGAAAUCGCUGGAGCCUGUUUCAAAGUUCCGGGACAUAAAUCGACCCACGUAUGCGAUGCUUGGAGCUGGAUUUCUUUGGAUGUCUUUUUGGAUUUUAGCUGUUAUAGGGGCAUUGAACUUCUACUUUCCUCCUUUGAUCAUCAUUGCAAUGGUGUUGAGCUUGGCUUGGGUGACUGAAGUUAUGAGAAAUGUAGCGAAUAUAACAGUUAGCCGGGUCAUUGCUCUGUACUAUCUCAGAGGAAUGCAAUCUAGUACUCAGUUUUGCUUCCAGAGGGCAUUGACGCACAAUUUGGGAAGUGCUUGUCUUGGAUCUCUUUUUGUUCCGACCAUCGAAGCUCUGAGAAUUGUUGCUCGAGGUUUGAAUUUGCUUGAGGGAGAAGAUGAAUUCAUGUUUUCUUGUGCACAUUGCUGCCUCAGAGUGAUGGACUCCAUCUUCAGACACGGUAAUGGCUGGGCCUUUGUGCAGAUAGCAGCGUAUGGAAAAGGCUUUGUGAAAGCAUCACAAGAUACAUGGAAACUAUUUGAGGAACAAGAGAUGGAGCGCAUUGUUGACUCAGACAUCACCAGCUCGAUUUGCUUCCUCACUGGAGUUUGCAGUGGCUCAAUCUGUGUCAUUGUAGUUGCUGCUUGGACUUUCACAGUACACAAAAGCUUCACCGCCACGAUUUCCCUACUUGCAUUCCUUGUUGGGUACCUAAUGACCAGAAUUGCCAUGGCACUGCCUCAUGCUUGUGUGAGUUGCUACUAUGUGUGUUAUGCGGAGAACCCAGGGAACAGGCUCUUUGACAACACAAUAAAGGACCAUAAAAACGUGCUAAAAUCGGAACAGGAUGUGGUUGUGCCGACCCCAAGAGUGCCUCCUCGGUUCCGAAGAGCAUAGCCUGCAAGGCCAUGAAUCUCCGAGGAUCGGAUAUGUGACAAAGCAAUUGUACAGACACGGGGGGGAGUCGUGGCUUGUUAGAACCGUGGCCAAAUUUUCAUUCUUGGCGCGGAUACAUGUGCCGAUACGGAUAUGGAUCCUCUGGGCGGAGGUGGUUUUUCCAAGGGGAUGGUGAAGAACACAAAGGAUGUGUGGAAAUGGUGAAAGUCAAGCAAUUAUUAAAGUCCGUCCUUGGUAUUGGAGGAGUUGUGGACAGCCCACUCAAGAUUCUUAUCCACAAGGCUACAAGGAGAGCAAAGUUACUUUUGGCACUGCUUUUGCUCCAUGGUGUCAUAUGAUAUUGCAUAUACUUAAAGUAUAUUCGGUACAAGAGAGGGCUCCCACCAUCAUUAUUCAAUCGCUGCGCCCUCCAUUGAUUCAUUCAACAUUUACUUCUGUACGUAAAUGUUGCAUUUUUCUGCAGGUAGGUCAGUUUCGUGAAUUCUACUCAACUUGUAAAUAGUAUUUUCAUCUUGGUUUCCCCUGAAAGAAGAUCGAAAUAUGUGUGUAGGGGGAGGACGGCUUUAGCUGUUAUCUUU